AUGGAAGAAAAUUUAAAUGGUGUUGUAUUGUGUGACAACCUUAUCAAAUGGUUACAGACUCUGAAUCUUACGGCUAAACAUGGAAAUCCAUCUGAAUUGUCUGAUGGAGUGGCAAUAGCAGAAGCAUUAACACAGAUUGCUCCUGAAUACUUUACUCCGUCAUGGAAUUCAAAAAUAAAAACUGAUGUUGGCAAUAAUUGGAGGCUAAAAGUGAGCAACCUAAAGAAAAUAUUGGAGGGUGUUGUUGACUAUCACCAGGAUAUCCUGAAUCUGAGUUUACAAGAAUUUUCAAGGCCGGAUGUAGUAAAUAUUGCUGAAACUGCAGAUCAGUCUGAUCUAGGCAGAUUAUUGCAACUUGUCCUCAGUUGUGCAGUAAAUUGCAUAAAAAAAGAAGGUUAUAUUACUCGUAUUAUGGAAAUGGAGCUAUCAUGCCAGCGUUCAAUAAUGCAAGCAAUACAGGAACUGGAGACAUUGACACUGAGCGUGAACCGUAGCAGUUUGCACUUGGAGCCGGCGCCGGUAGAACAGAUUGAUGCUGACAUGAAAGAAGUGCUUGCGCAGCGAUGUCAUGAAUUGGACACAAAGGUGAAAGUACUUCAAGAGGAGAAGAUGACUUUGCUGGGUGAGGUCGCUCGGCUUUCUGCUGCGCAGGACGCGGCGGGAGGAGACGACGCGUGUGAGUUGGACGACACGGGCGCGUCGAUGGGCCCGGCGCACGCGGGUACCUUGCGGUACAGCAAGAUGCGUGCGCAACUCAACGCGCUCAAAGAUGAACUAGACAAGGUUGAGCUUCAGAGAGACGAUCAUCGCGCUCGAUGCGAUUCCCUGGAAAGGGAGCUGGCGAUACUCAAGCUCAGGAAUGAAGAAUUACAGAUGGCGGCUUCGGAAAACGUUGCGUUGAAGGAUGAGGUGGAUGCGCUGAGAGAGACUGCUGCUAAGGCCGCAACCCUCGAAGCCACGGUCGCUUCUUACAAGAAGAGGAUGGAGGAACACGUCGACUUACGGCGACAAGUGAAACUUCUAGAACGUACUAACACGGAACAUGUUCAGAGAGCAAUCGAGCACGAACAAGCGGCGGCGCGCGCUAACGCAAUACGGGCACAACUUGACAUCUACAAGAAACAGGUGACAGAUUUGAAUGAGAAAUUAGACGCGGAGAUAACGAAGGCGGACCGUUUAGAAAUAGAUAAUAAGAAGUUGAGCAGCCAAUUGGCUUCGGUGCAGCGCGAGCGAGAGACUUUGCUGCAAGAGCGAGACACACUGCGCGAGACCGUCGACGAACUACGAUGUUCCACUGUGACGACUGGUGCGAGCGAAGACAAUGUAUCACGGGAGUUGAUACCGAACGAAAUAAAGGAACAAUUGAUUCGUCUGGAACACGAGAACAAGCUGUUAAGGCAAAACCAGGGCGCUCAGGCUGACCAGGCAUCAGUUCAGGCACUCCUAGAAGACUAUGCGGCACGUUUGGAAAAGCAACGCGCUUUGAACCGUGAGGCGAAUCAACGCAUCAUGCAGUUGGAAGCGAACCUGGAAGCGCCGCACCCGCGACUUGCAUCCGCCAUUGAGGACAGUCAGAGGAAAUCGUUACAAGUAGAAGAACUCACAGCGGCAUUAUCAGAAGAACGAAGGCGGACGAGUAAACUGCAGGAAACGCUUUCCGCUCGAGAAACAGAACUGUUGGCUACUGAAGACAAGUAUAAGAAAUGUGUCGAGAAAGCCAAAGAAGUCAUCAAAUCCCUGGACCCGAGGGCUACUGGCCAGCCUUCGCUAUCGGACAUCACGUUGGGAUAUUCGCGCGGCACGGGCAGUAACAGUGCGAGCGCAUCCAGAGGCGAAGCCACUCCAGCUAAUAACAACAGACAAGAGUGGAGCGGCAGCAGCGGCAGUAGUACAGAAGGCGCUCGCCCCGGCCACAACGAGCAGCGUCUCCUGGCGUCCGCUUGGUACCAACUCGGCGCGCGCUGCCACAGGGAAGCGGUCGAGACCAGAUUCGCGCUCCUAUCAGCCGGGCACUCGUUCCUCGCCCGUCAGAGGAGACAGCCGCCCCGCCCCCGUGCCCCCGCCCCCGCGCCCCCUACCCCUACACCCUCCACACCCGCGCAAUGA
This is a messenger RNA of Chilo suppressalis (striped riceborer), 2106 nucleotides long. The record is from the annotation of a GenBank genome assembly. Lineage: Eukaryota; Metazoa; Arthropoda; Insecta; Lepidoptera; Crambidae.